UACCCCUCAUUAGUUUAGUUUGUUUACAUUCAACAAGCCAAGGCUCAUAGUUUAGAGAAGGGAGCAGGUAAAAAGCCUCUAUAUAUAGCCCUCCUACUUUGCUUCAUCCAACAAAAACAUAUUUCAUUCUCAAUUCAACAUUUUACUAAACAUGACAUUCAUUGUCCUAAGCUUUCUCUUUGUUCUUUUGUCGUCUGCAUCUGCUUGUGAUCGUUGCUUGCAUCAAUCUAAGGCCACUUACACCUCCAAAAUCUCAUCUGGAGCUUGUGGAUAUGAGUCUUUGGCCAUGGGUUUUAAUGGAGGCAUGCUAGCUGGUGGUCUGCCUUCUCUUUUCAAACAAGGUGCUGGUUGUGGUGCCUGUUUCAAGGUAAGGUGUAAGAAUGCAGGACUUUGUAGGAGUGAAGGGACCAGAGUGAUGUUAACUGAACUUCAAGGUGAUAACAGAGCUGACUUUGUUCUUAAUAGAAAUGCUUAUGUUGCAAUGGCUCACAAAGGCAUGUCACAAAGCCUCGUAAACCUUGGAAUUGUUGAUAUUGAGUACAAAAGGGUACCAUGUGAUAACAAAUCCAAAAAUCUCGCUAUACGGGUAGAAAACUACAGCAGCAAGCCUUACUAUUUGGCCUUUACAGUCUUACAUCAAGGUGGCCAAACAGAGAUCAUGGGAAUUGAUUUGGCUCAGGUGGGCUCAAACAACUGGGCUUCUAUGAAGAGAAACUAUGGGGCAGUGUGGGACACAAAUAAGGUGCCAUCAGGCCCACUAAAGUUGAGGUUUUUGGUGAAAUCUGGAUACAGCACCAAGUCUAUUUUGACCCAAAAGGUCUUUCCUGCUGACUGGAAAUCUGGGGUGGUUUAUGAUGCUGGUAUCCAAAUCGUGGACAUAGCCCAAGAAGAAUGCUCUGUUUGCCAUAAAUCCAAUUGGUAAAUAAAUGCUACGUUCUUAAAAAGAUUUAGGAACCAAUCCAAGAAAGAGGCAAUAAGAUUAAAAUAAGUCUGUACUCAAAUAUUUUCUUCUGUCUACGUUGUAAAUUUCUUCAUGUUGUUAUUUGCCAAGGUUGUAAGGUUUGUACGGCCGAUGAUGUUUCCACCAUGUAACAAAUCUUAUGUCAGCCAAUAAAACAUAUGCUUACCCAGUUA
Spinacia oleracea (spinach) is the source of this 1134-nucleotide messenger RNA. Its product is annotated as expansin-like A2. The coding region runs from base 152 to 922 and encodes 256 amino acids. Lineage: Eukaryota; Viridiplantae; Streptophyta; Magnoliopsida; Caryophyllales; Amaranthaceae. The transcript is spliced from 5 exons. Gene Ontology annotation, cellular component: plasmodesma; plant-type cell wall; extracellular region. The record is from RefSeq and is a predicted model, not a curated record.